UUUUCAACUGCUUUUUCUUUUGAAAACAUCCAAACAUUUUCAUUUCGAAUUAUGACUACUAAAAUAUAAUUUUUAUUCUUUCCCAAAGAUUUCAAAAACCAAUUUCCAAAAUGUCCUUAUCACCGCUUAAAAGUUAUACCCCCAGAAAACGUGUUUUACCGAAUAUUACAACGCCGGGUCAGUAUUCAACACCGAAAACAGUGAGAGGUGCGCAACCAGCAUUCGGCACCCCGGAAUGUUUUUCAAAAGUUUUACUGGAAACUCCAAAGUCCAGCACAAAAAGGGACAAAGAAAAAUGCGACGAAGAGUGUAAUUUACGAGUGGCUGUAAGAAUUAGACCGAGAAACAUUUCGGAACUUACCAUUGUAGGCUCAGAAGAUAUCAUCCGAGUCAAAGACAAGCAAAUAAUUGUUUGUCUCCCAAAAAAUAAUCAUCAAACCGUUUGUGUGGAUCAUACAUUCAAUUAUGAUUAUGUUUUUUGGUCAGUUGAUGAAACAAACCCAUUUUAUUCGAAACAAGAAGAUGUUUUUGUAACCCUUGGAGUUCCACUGUUAAACAGUGCCUUCAAAGGAUUUAACGCUUGUCUUUUUGCUUACGGCCAAACUGGCUCUGGAAAAAGCUACAGCAUGAUGGGCAAAAAUAUGUGUGAACUCAAUGAUAUUGACUCUGAAGAUUUUUCUGGUAUAAUACCAAGAUUUUGCAGAGAAUUGUUCAAAAGAACUUCAGAUCUUCGGAAAGAGUGUACUGUGAGCAUCGAAGUAAGUUAUUUUGAGAUAUACAAUGAAAAAAUACACGAUUUGUUAGCCAGUCAAACACAAACUGCUCCGCGCAUUGCCUUAAAGGUCCGUGAACAUCCAACUUUGGGGCCUUAUAUUGUAGAUCUAACUACACACACAGUUAAUUCUUAUAACGAGCUAAGAAACUUUUUAAUAGUUGGGAAUAAAAACAGAGCAGUUGCCAGUACGGCAAUGAACGAAUUUUCCUCGAGAUCUCACAGUAUAUUUACAAUAGAAAUUGGCCAAUCAAAAACUUUAAAUGAUACGGAUAAUAGUAAAAGGAGUAAAGUUAGUUUAGUUGAUUUAGCAGGUAGUGAAAGAUUAGGUUCAACGAAUAAUAAAGAAGACAGGAUGAAGCAAGGAGUUUACAUUAACAAGUCUCUUUUGACGCUUGGGAAAUGUAUUUCAGCUUUGGCUGAACAGAAGAAGAAUAAUUUUAUACCUUAUAGGGAGUCUGUUUUAACAUGGCUUUUAAGGGAAAGCCUAGGUGGAAACUCCUUAACAUCAAUGUUAGCAACAAUUUCACCAUCAAGCACUCACCUAGAAGAAACCUUAUCAACUUUAAGAUAUGCAUGCCAAGCUCGUACAAUUGUGAAUAGAGCGAGAAUAAACGAAAGCCCUCAUGAUCGACUGAUAAGAGAACUAAGAUCCGAAGUGGAAAGACUUAGAGCUCUUAGACAAGAUUAUGAGAGACGUAGCAGUUGUUCUCACUCUAUUAGUUUCAACGACAGCAAUAGUAGCAACAUUGAAAUGGAGGACAUCAAAACGAAACUUUCAAUGUCUGAAAACAAAUUAUUAGAAGCCCAGCAAAUGUGGAAACAACGUUUUAUGGAGAGCAGAGAGACUCAAUUGAAAGAAUUGGCUGAAGCUGAAAAAUAUAAGGCAGAGCUUGAGUCAAAAGUUCGACUUUUGAAUAAUGUGAGUGAAGAUGUUUGUUUGUCACCUUAUAGGACAAACUUUUUAGAAGAGCUUGAAGAUGUUUUGACAAGCCAAAAAGAAAAUAAUGUUUGUAAUAGUUGGGUUGAAGACGUCAAAGAGUGGUGCAGUGAAAACGGACUUAUUUGUACCUAUAAUUCAGAAACACUAAAAAUAGUAGACAAUGUUAAUGGAAAACACACCUUGUUGCCUUUGAAAAAUUUAAAACUCCAAGCAAAUAAUAAGAUUAGUGAUUUUUUGGGCACAUUAAAGUGGACUGACAAUCAUUCGGAAAAACGGCUAACAAAAUCGGAAAUGGUGUCUUCACUGAAUCAGAUUUAUCAACUUUUAGACAACCUGAAGCCCGAUGACAAUGAAAAUAAUUUGUGCCUUUUGUAUGCGAAACUGAACAUGACUUUGCAGAAGUUUGAAACUGCUUUGUUAAAUAAUAAUGGAAAAAAUUGUAAAACUGUAACAUUUAAUUUAGAAAGCUAAAAUAAUUGUAUUUUUUAGGUAUUUAUUUUAUUUUUAGUUAGUGUUCACGUCUACUCUGCACAUGUUUUAUAAUUUUUAACUAGUCACUAACUAUUUGGCGGGUAAUAUUUAAUGUGCCAUAGUUCUUUGGGAGUAUUUUUUUUUAAAAAUAUUUUGAUUUUGCAAUUAAGUUUGUAAAGUGGUAAUGAAGAAUUAUUUUUGCUAAAUGGAAAUAGAUUAUUGUUUCAAGAUGAAGAUUUAGUUGUAACUUUGACUGUGGCAGUUCUAGCCCUUGAAGAGUUUUUCUUGCCUAUUAUAUUUUUUUAAUGAAAAUUUAGAAUGAAACCAUACUGCAUCAAGAUUAGGUGUUAACAUUGAAAAUUGUACAUAAAGUUAAUGAAUAAUUAUGUUUUUUCUUUCACAAAGAUCCAUUUUUUGAAUAACAUUGACAAUUACACUGUAUAAUUUCAUAAAU
Molecule: messenger RNA, 2640 nt
Organism: Ceutorhynchus assimilis (cabbage seed weevil)
Lineage: Eukaryota; Metazoa; Arthropoda; Insecta; Coleoptera; Curculionidae
Source: the annotation of a GenBank genome assembly